Colletotrichum lupini is the source of this 1998-nucleotide messenger RNA. RefSeq names its product fungal specific transcription factor domain-containing protein. Gene Ontology annotation, biological process: DNA-templated transcription. The record is from RefSeq and is a predicted model, not a curated record. The transcript has 3 exons. Bases 1 to 1998 code for a protein of 665 amino acids. Lineage: Eukaryota; Fungi; Ascomycota; Sordariomycetes; Glomerellales; Glomerellaceae. Gene Ontology annotation, cellular component: nucleus. Gene Ontology annotation, molecular function: zinc ion binding; DNA-binding transcription factor activity, RNA polymerase II-specific; DNA binding.
AUGUCCACGGUCACAGAUCAGCCUACGCCCCGGCCUUACCGGUCCCAUUUGCGCCCAGCCUGUUUGCAGUGCAGGCGGCGCAAGUCAAGAUGCCAGCAGCAAGAGGGAAUCACGUCGUCAACCUGUCAAAUGUGCCACGUCUAUGGCACGGACUGCGAAUUCCCACCGUCUCCUCGCAGUGCAGGUCGAGCACCGCUCAACCCCGGAAAGGUCCAGAAAUCCUAUCGCACCCCUCAGUCAAACACGCCAUGUCGACGGGAGCCUCUGGCAUCAGCCAAGGUCCAUGUCUCUGUAUCUCAGAGCCAGGGUGGUGGUAUAGGGGCAUCGUGUUCUCCACCAACAAGCACGACGUCCAGCUCGGGCCCCAAAGUUGUGCUUGAUCCGCACAACACCCAUUUGAUGCUGGCACUGGACAGUCCUGAGGACGAAGACAACUCGCACAUCAUUGGUCCAGCUGUUACAAAUGACACUCAGGUGUUGGCUGACUAUCUGAGUUCUGAGCCAAGCAUCCACGAACGGAUGAUCCGUGUGGUGAAGCCUAGGCCAGGAGCUCAGGUGGGCCAGUUGCCCCGGCCAACAAUGGCCGGGGGUCUUCGGAAGCCAGUCAUCUUUACAGCAGUCCGAAAGCGUCCCUAUGGUCUGUCACCGAGGCAGACGGCACCGUUGCAAAAAUAUCAGAUUGUCGAAAAGAUGUUGGAGCCGUGGACUUCGAAACUCAUAGAUCUUUACUUCCAAAAGGUCAACAUAUGUUUUCCGCUUCUGGACGAGGUUUCAUUCAAGCACCAGUUCAACACAGCCAGAGACAGAAUAUCGCCGGCGCUCUUGUCCGUGCUUUAUGCCCACUCCAUGAUCUUUUGGAAAACCAGCCCAGAAUUGCCCUCACAGUAUUGCCCGGACUCUCGAUUUAUCUGGAACCAAGCCACAGAAACCUUAUUUUCUGAACUCCAUAUUUCGCCGGGAAUAUCCACCAUUAUCGCCAUUAUCCUCAAUGUAGGAGGGAGGCCAACUACUUCCAUGAUCAUGAACGAGAUCCAGCUCGGCGCCGCUGUAUCACUUGCCCAGUCAUUAGGGCUCAACAGAGACCCUGUGGACUGGAACAUCUCCAUGCCGGAGAAGUGUCUACGAAUGAAGAUAUGGUGGGCACUCGUUGUUCAUGACAAAUGGCUGAGCCUAGCCUAUGGAACGCCACCCCAAAUCAAGCGCUAUCAGUACGACGUGCCGGAUCCCUCAUUGGAGUAUCUCACCGGGAAAGACGCAAGCGAAGCUCAAAUUGCGGCCGCUUCGGUCUUUAUCGGUCUGGUCACUUUGACCGGGGUUCUCGAUAAGUAUCUGGAGCAUGUCUACGACCUCAACCAGGGCCGAGACCAAGAUAGCAGCCAGACAUCUCUUGACUUAGAGCUGAGCCUCGGUCAGUGGGAAGACUCCCUUAGCGACGAUGUCAGGCGAAUCAUUACCCGCGGAAACAACCUACAUAUCCCCGGCGCGGCGAACCUGAGACUGGCUUAUCUCUCAACUGUGUUACUCCGCAGGAGGAUCGAGCUCGAUAUCGAGAAGCAGGAAGACGCAGUCCCCGGUGACGCACUCACCAACCGAUACAUCCAAGUUCGCCGCGCCGCGGAAGAGAUUGUUCUCCUCGUGCAGGAACUGGAAGAGAUCCAUUUGAGCGACUUCUGGCUGCCGGUCAGUGCCUUCGCAUUCACAUCAGCAAUGACAUUCCUCUUGCGAUGCGCUCUGGAAACCGAGAACACCGCCGGUGGCUUGGCUCAGAGUGCAUCCUUAAAGCUGGCAAAGAACCUGAUCGACUCAUUACAAUCUCACCAACAAAACUCGGGAUGGGAUUUGGGUGAUCUCUGCUUAGCUCAGUACGGCGAGGUUGUUGAGCGUUUGCAGACUGCCGACAGCCCUUCGGCAACGGUUCCGGAGUUUCAGCAACUGAUGAUGUCGUCGGAUGUUCCCAUGAUUGAUGAGCUAUUUCCUAAUCUAUGGGAUAUGUUUUAA